GACUAUAUAAGACCCAAACUCACAGAUCGAAAGUAUCAGUUGCACAGCAAUAGCAAAAUCAACCGAAUACAACAUGAAAUUGUUCGUUAUCGCCGCUGUCUUGGCCGUUGCUGUCGCUGCUCCGUCCAGCUACAAACCGGCAUACAAGCCACCCACCUACUCCGCACCGGCCUACUCCAAACCAGCCUACUCUGCCCCGGCUUACCCCGCACCUGCCUACUCUGCACCAGCGUACAAAGAUAACAAAUACGCCGACAUCACCAUCACCAGCCAAUCUGAUGAGCGCAACCUCGAUGGCAGCAGCCAAUGGAGCUACGCUGGAUCUGACUACACCACCCGCGAAGAAUCCCAAGUCCAGAAGAAGAUGCAAGGAGUCGCAUACGACUCGUACGGUAAAGCCACCUACGAGGAUGUUAUGGGCAACACCAACAAGGGAUCUUCCUACUGGGUUUCCCCUGAAGGCGAGAAAUUCACUUUGACCUGGUCUGCCGAUGAUGCCGGUUUCCAGCCCAAGGGUGCCCAUUUGCCCGUCGCUCCCGUCCAUGAGUACGAGCUCCCAGUUGCCCCAGUCCAUGAAUACGAACUCCCCGUUGCCCCCGUCCACAUUCCCUUCAACGGAAAGGGCUACAAGAUCUAUUAAGUUAUUGAUAUUGACCUGAUUGCAAAUUUAAUUUAUUCUCAUGUAUUCUCUGCCAUCGACAUUAUUAUGUGUUUGGUUUCGAUAAAUACGUGUAAAUACAAAAACAAAUUAUCAUUUUAA
Messenger RNA from Daphnia pulex (common water flea), 760 nucleotides. RefSeq names its product endocuticle structural glycoprotein SgAbd-2-like. The transcript has 3 exons. Gene Ontology annotation, cellular component: chitin-based extracellular matrix. NCBI's taxonomy places the organism in Eukaryota, Metazoa, Arthropoda, Branchiopoda, Diplostraca, Daphniidae. The coding region runs from base 74 to 640 and encodes 188 amino acids. The record is from RefSeq and is a predicted model, not a curated record. Gene Ontology annotation, molecular function: structural constituent of chitin-based larval cuticle.